GAUGAAGAAGACAGUUGUAAUUUGCUAGAUCAAGGUUAGUUGCGAUUACGUGUUAGCGGAAUGUUUCAAAAUGUUGAUAGUUUGGAAAUAUAUACGAGUUAUUUUGCGUUAAUUAAUCGUUAACGCAUUCGUUUAUAUGUGACUCUUAUCGAUCAUUCCGUUCGAGUAUAUUUUCCAGUGAGAAACCUUCGGUUACGAUGUAGAAGGUUAAUCGUCGAUGCAAUAGAGCGGUAAAUAUACAAUAAAAGACAUAAAAUUUUAAUCUAAGGUAGAUUUAUGCAUCGUAAGAAAUCAAUAAGAGAUUAAAAUGAGUAAUAGAGAGAAAAGUGAUUUCCGAUCGGAGCAAUGCUCCAAAACUAAGGAGGAAAGGGACAGGAGACAAUCGGUGUCUUCGCAAAGCGACAAUUCCGAUCUGAAGAAAAAAAGACGAAACACGUGCAGUAAAGACAAGAGAAAGAAAUCAAAGCAUAGAAGCAGCUCGAGCAGUUCAAGUUCGUCUAGCAUGUCCAGUUACGAAGCUAAGCACCAAAAUGACAGAGACAAAAGAAACGACAAAUGGGACAAGAGGUACGAAAAUGGAUUCAGAUCGUACAGAAUGAAUGCGAGGGAAGGUAGAGGAUAUUAUAAAGGGCGUAGCGGAUUCAUGGAUAACCGGAAACGUAAUUUUGGUUAUCGGCCAUACAAAAACUCUGGAUUUUAUGAUAGAAAUAGAAUGCAUAACAAUUCACAGUAUAAUAGGUACAACAACGACAGGAGAGGCAGUAGAUUUUCAAAUCAUAACAGUAGAAGGCCACCUUACGAUAGAUCAAGGAGUAGGAGCAAUCAGAAUCACGAUUGUCAAAGAGAUAUUAAAGAUUCCAGUGAACAUUCGAGAGAAAGCGAUUCGAAAGAAAGGCAUUCAAAACAUUCGAAUAGCGACAAAAUGGAAUCUAAGAAAGGCGAUGCGGAUGAUACUUAUCUGAAAGGAAAGGAAAAGAAGAAAGAAGACGACACGCAGGAAAAGACUGAUCAUCCCGCUCGUAAAAAGUCAAAAAGAAAAAGGUCCUUGUCUGCUUCAAGUUCCUCGAGUGUUAGCAGUACCAGUAGUGAAAGUAGUAGCAGUAGUUCCAGUAGUAGCAGCACCAGCAGUAGUUGCAGUAGUAGCAGUACCAAUACAUCAGAAGAUGAAAGAAAACGUAAGAAAGCUAAAAGGAAAGCUAAGAAGUUGAAGAAAGCUAUGAAAAAACGCAGAAAGAAGAAAAGAAUGAAGAAAAAGUUGAAGAAAAAGCUAAAGAAAUCAUCUUCUAAGAAGAAGUCGCGCAAUACUGACAAGUCCAAAGAAAGUGUGUCUAAAGACGUUGUACAGGAUAUAUCAGAAAAAUCUAAAGCAAUGGCGCCAAUGACGAAAGAAGAAUGGGAAAAGAAACAAAGCAUAGUACGCAGAGUUUACGACGAGGAAACUGGAAGAUACAGGUUAAUUAAAGGCGACGGGGAGGUCUUAGAAGAAAUAGUGAGUAGGGAACGUCAUAAAGAAAUAAAUAAACAAGCGACUAAAGGAGAUGGAGAUUAUUUCCAGGCACGCUUAAAAACCAAUGUUUUAUGAACUAU
This is a messenger RNA of Colletes gigas, 1587 nucleotides long. RefSeq names its product ADP-ribosylation factor-like protein 6-interacting protein 4. The transcript is spliced from 2 exons. Lineage: Eukaryota; Metazoa; Arthropoda; Insecta; Hymenoptera; Colletidae. Bases 308 to 1582 code for a protein of 424 amino acids. The record is from RefSeq and is a predicted model, not a curated record.